This is a messenger RNA of Heterocephalus glaber (naked mole-rat), 654 nucleotides long. RefSeq names its product keratinocyte associated protein 2 (gene Krtcap2). Gene Ontology annotation, biological process: protein N-linked glycosylation. The record is from RefSeq and is a predicted model, not a curated record. NCBI's taxonomy places the organism in Eukaryota, Metazoa, Chordata, Mammalia, Rodentia, Bathyergidae.
ACCUGGGCGGUGGCCCGGGGAUGCUCCCAGACGCAGUACUUCCUCCGCGCCGGGAGAGGGCGCUGCGGCCAGGUGCGGGAGCUGGAAGAGGACGAGGCGGAGGGCCGCGAGUCGGCCCGCGCAGGACGCGACGCACGCGCACAGCGACCGCGCCGGGUUCGGCUCCCCUUUUUUGGAGAGAGCCCCUGACGUCCCACUGGCGGGGCACCAUGGUGGUGGGCACUGGCACCUCGCUGGCGCUGUCCUCCCUCUUGUCCCUGCUGCUAUUCGCCGGGAUGCAGAUGUACAGCCGCCAGCUGGCCUCCACCGAGUGGCUCACCAUCCAGGGGGGCCUGCUGGGCUCCGGCCUCUUCGUGUUCUCUCUCACCGCCUUCAAUAAUCUGGAGAACCUGGUCUUUGGCAAAGGAUUCCAAGCAAAGAUCUUCCCUGAGAUUCUCCUGUGCCUCCUGCUGGCUCUCUUUGCAUCUGGCCUCAUCCACCGAGUGUGUGUAACCACCUGCUUCAUCUUCUCCAUGGUUGGCCUGUACUACAUCAACAAGAUCUCUUCUACUCUGUACCAGGCAACGGCUCCGGUCCUCGCGCCAGCCAAGGUCUCAGGCAAGGGCAAGAAAAGGAACUGACUGGAUGUCCAAUAAAGUCGAUUCUUUGUACUUC